Exophiala xenobiotica is the source of this 834-nucleotide messenger RNA. RefSeq lists its product as uncharacterized. The coding region runs from base 1 to 834 and encodes 277 amino acids. Lineage: Eukaryota; Fungi; Ascomycota; Eurotiomycetes; Chaetothyriales; Herpotrichiellaceae. The transcript has a single exon. The record is from RefSeq and is a predicted model, not a curated record.
AUGGCACCCGAUCCCCGCAACAUGUUCUUCCGGCAACAGAAUGACGGUCCGAUAAGCCAUAGUAGGGCCCCUGUCGGCAGCAACAGCGUCAACGACGGCAGAUCGGGGCUUCCCAAGGGCGCGAUAAUUGGCGUCGCUGUCACAGCGGCGGUCGUCGUCCUCGCCAUCGCGGCCUUUGUCGUCGUGCGUCUCCGCUCACGGCGCCGUCGGACGGCGGCGUACCAGCCUGGCAAUGCGAAUGGCGGGUUCAACACGAGACAGGCUCCUAUAACGGAAAGCUAUGGUGGUGGUGAAGAAGUCAAGACAGCAGGUGCAGAUGCAGAUGCAGAUGCUGGCCCGUAUGCCGCCAACGAAGGGCUGCUCAGGAAUGCCGAAGCACCAGCGAUCGUGGCCUGGGAUGCGGACCAUGUCGGCAGUACGCAGGAUGGGUUCGCGUAUAGUAGUGGUGGUGGUGGUCAUGGUGGUAGGAGUAUUAGGAGUACUAGGAGUGGGAUCCAGAGGCCGGCGAGCGUGGCGAGUUUCUCGAGCAUCACGACCGCCGCGCCGCCGCCGAGGUAUGAGGAGGUUGUUGCCGGUAGUGCCGCUGGUAUAACUGUUGGUGGCGCGAGGAGGAACUCGGAUAGUGGUUUGCGGCCGUUGAUGCGUGGGGAUGGGGAGGAAGAAGAAGGAGGGGGGAGAGGACGGUCACGGUCGUCGACGUCCAGGGAACGACGGCGGUCGAGUCGGGAUGGACGUGGGCUGUCGGUGGUGGAUGGGGAUAGGCGGAGGAGUGUGAGUCGGUUCCGGGAGGAGGGCAUGGUGGAUUUGGAUAUGGGCACGGGAUCGAGGCCUUGA